ACGUAAGAGUGAAAGGAGCGAAAGGCAAGAACAAUAGAAGCGUGUAGUAGUCAAUACUUAUCAUCACUCUGAACAGAAAAGAAAAAACUUGCAACCAAACACUUUCCAAACCUGGUGAUCUGUUUAACAAUUCUAUAACGGCCAUUAUCAUGUCGCAGGACGAACCAACCCGUCGUUCACCGCACCUUCACUCAGACGCCACGGGCAACAGCCUCUCCGCUCAAGAUACGUCAUCAAAGGACUUUGAAGGGAUGAAAACUGUCAAUGCCCGUUCGGACGCGGAGACAGCAGCUAGUGGUAAGCGAGUAAAGGUUUUCCAUGCUUCCACCCCAGAGGAGGAGCAGGCGCGGCGGCACAGGGCGCUCGGGAACGAAGAUGCGAUGGUGCGUGAAGAGGAGACAAGUGCGGAAGCAGAAGGAAACGAGCAAAGCAACAAGGAUGAGGAUGCUUCUACAGCAACCACAUCCUCUGCUAUCCAUCAAAGAGAAAGAGACCAAGGCGCCGACUUGGCUGAUUCCAACGAUGUAAAUAUGGACGACGACGAAUCGCCCAAAGUCUCCACCGUGCCUUUGGCCGAAGAGACAGACGAAGAAUGGUGGGACCUGAAAAUGCAGUGGGGCGGUAAAGUGUACGACAUUCACGUCGGUGGAAAUGAUAUGGUCUAUGAUUUCCGCGAGAAGAUCGCUUCCCUCACGUCUAUACCCCCCGACGCACAGAAACUCAUCGGUCUUUCGCCAACCGUCAAGGGCAAGCUCAACGCCUCACACGAUGCCAUGCGAUUUGCCCAUUUGGGGGUUAGGAAAGGCGGUAAAUUCGUUCUGGUCGGGACAAAGGUGGAGGAACGUUUUGUGGACCCUAUAAAGGAACAGGAAGGGGAGGGUGGGGAGGGCGAAUUUGAUGUAGAUUAUAAAGGCAUAGGUCCGGGUAAUGAUCCCAGAAAUAAGAGAAAGAUACAAGAGAUUAUUGACAAGGUGCCGAUUACGGUUAUGAAUGCUCCUAGAGAAGGAAAGAAACUUCUCGUCCUCGACUUAGAUUAUACAAUCGUAGACACAAAGUCUCUUUUAAACGGAACCCUUCCAUCCUCGGAAUGUGCCCGGCCAGGAUUACAUGACUUUCUCGAACUCGUUUAUCCGCACUAUGACAUAGUUAUAUGGUCCCAGACGUCUUGGCGAUGGCUAGAAACCAAAUUAGUAGAGCUAGACCUGUUUAACAACUCUAGAGGGUAUAAGAUCUCAUUUGUAAUCGAUCGGACCUGUAUGUUUCCCGUAUUCUCUCAACGAAACGGCCAGCCAUACAAGCAUGAAGUCAAACCUCUGGCAUACUUGUGGGCAUCGUUCCCUCAGUGGUCAGCUAAGAAUACUAUACAUAUCGACGACCUUUCAAGAAAUUUUGCAUUAAAUCCGGGAGAGGGGCUAAAGAUUCGAGCAUUCAACAAGGCCGGUUCUCCUGAUGGGCGGAGGGAUAGAGAAUUAAUAAAGCUUGGGACAUAUUUGAUUGGGAUUGCUGCAUCGGAGAGCGAUUUCACCACGAUGAACCACAAGUACUGGAGUGGGAGGGUAAAGGGAAGGAGAGGACGGCAUUAAGAGUUAUUGUAUGUACGUAUGUGUCUAUGCAUACAUACGUAUGAUGUUGUAUGUGGAGGUUGUGUGGCAUGUUGUAAUAUAUAGCCGCGCGUGUUUGUUUAUAGCCGGGUCGCGUGGCUGUGAUGGUGGUACCUGUCGC
Cryptococcus deneoformans JEC21 is the source of this 1722-nucleotide messenger RNA. RefSeq lists its product as hypothetical. Gene Ontology annotation, biological process: protein dephosphorylation. Gene Ontology annotation, molecular function: protein serine/threonine phosphatase activity. The transcript has 10 exons. Gene Ontology annotation, cellular component: nucleus. The record is from RefSeq and is a predicted model, not a curated record. The coding region runs from base 150 to 1583 and encodes 477 amino acids. NCBI's taxonomy places the organism in Eukaryota, Fungi, Basidiomycota, Tremellomycetes, Tremellales, Cryptococcaceae.